AUGUGGGUGGAACUGUUUUUCUUGAUGUGUUGUUUCUACUGUGUUUGGUUCGUUUGGUCGACCAGGAAGCAAAAACAGACCUUACCCCCUGGACCAUUCCCGUUACCCUUGAUAGGAAACGUUCAUCUUGUUGGCAAGCGGAUGCCCUAUUCAAUGGAACAUCUACGAAAGAAAUAUGGUGGGGUCUAUACACUUUUUGUACCAUCAGGAAAUUUCGUUGUCGUAAACAGCGGUAAAAUAAUGCAUGAAAUGCUUAUCAAAAGCAAAGAUGACUUUGCGAACAGACCUAGUGGAUCAAGGUUGAUCAAGAAGAACUUGUUCAAUGAUAAGGCUAUCCCUUUUGUCCCAUACGGUCCAUUCUAUAUUUUUUGUCGCAAGGUCAUCACUAAUGCACUUCAUAUGUAUGGUGAUGGUGUAAAAACCGCGGAAAACCGAGUGCUAUAUGAGGUCAAGCAACUGGUGACGCGUAUUGAGGGAGAAAACGAGACGGCAUUUUGCCCCAUGGAAUAUCUUUCUCAAGCUAUCACGAACGUAACAACAUCUUGGCUUGUUUCCGAAAGGUGCGAGCCUGGUGAUCCUAUUUUCAAAACGCUGCGCGAAUUUGUUGAUAACGUUUUGUAUGUCAGUCACCAGUGGACAAAUAUCGACUUUUUGCCGUUUUAUGAAUAUCUUCCUUUUGAUAUUUCGAGGCGAUUUCGGCAAACGAAACAAGUACGUGAUGAAUAUUUCGGAAAAUUGCUCAAGGAACAUCGAGAAACAUACCAAUCGGGCGAGGUUCGUGACAUCGCGGAUGCCCUUCUUGCCGCCUAUGAGAAGGAGGAAGUUGAAGGGAAAGGAAAAGAUAUUGGAACAAUUGAUGAUAUUACGACUAUUAUGAUGGAUUUCUUCAUUGCUUCGAGUGAUACUACCACAGCUACGCUUAGUUGGUUUAUACUGUACAUGGUGUUGCAUGAAAAGGUGCAGAAAAGAGUUCACGAAGAGUUAGAUCUUGUUGUUGGCAGAGAUCGCACUCCGUGUUGGAAAGAUGCAGAGAACCUGCCAUUUCUACACGCAGUCAUAUGUGAAACGAUUCGCCAUGCCUCGCCUGUGCCCUUGCUCGGUAGAAAAACCUUGCGUGAUACUACCAUUAAAGAAUACCAAAUCCCUCGAGACACAAAAAUUUUGCUAAACAUGUGGUAUGUAAACAACGAUCCGCAAGAAUGGAAUGAACCGUUGUCUUUCAAUCCUGAUCGAUUUCUUGAUGAGAGUGGAAAGUUCCGCGGCUGGAACACGUCCGCGAGUUUCUAUCCUUUUGGUGCCGGAAUUCGCUCAUGUCUCGGGCAGUCACUAGCGAAGAUGAAUUUGCUCCUGGUAGCGUCCAAUUUGCUGCAUCAUUUCCAAUUUAAUAUCCCUUGUGGAGAGGCUGAGCCAAGUUUGGAAUCGCAGCCAGGCGGGGUUUGUUAUCCAAAACAAUUUUUAUUGUGUGCGAUAAAACGAAAGUGAGC
This is a messenger RNA of Dendronephthya gigantea, 1484 nucleotides long. Its product is annotated as steroid 17-alpha-hydroxylase/17,20 lyase-like. The transcript has 2 exons. The record is from RefSeq and is a predicted model, not a curated record. Gene Ontology annotation, molecular function: oxidoreductase activity, acting on paired donors, with incorporation or reduction of molecular oxygen; heme binding; monooxygenase activity. Bases 1 to 1482 code for a protein of 493 amino acids. Lineage: Eukaryota; Metazoa; Cnidaria; Anthozoa; Malacalcyonacea; Nephtheidae.